CGCUAUGAAUAAUCCAUCAUGUGGAGGUGAGCCGGAGCAGCGGAAGCAUCAUGGGGAACGCAGACAGACCGGGAAAAACAGGGAAAACACAGAUAUGUGCAGACAUACAUUGAUUCUACUGAAUCACUAACAGUGAUACUAUGAGAAUUACAGAACACAUGGAUUUCACCGUUCUGAGGAAGCUGAGUACGCUGUCACACACACAGGGAUCUAACUAAUGGGAUCACAUGUGGAUCCAGGUCUGAGGAAACCUAGGGGAGAGCAGAACCGAGACAAGAUACAUUAUGUGGCUGCUAACGUCAUGUCUUACGCCACCCUUUUAUAACUGAGGUGUUGGGCACACGGACACAACACAAGAUCACUUUCCCUAAGGACAAGCCCUCUUAACUGCCAUCAUCAGGAUUUUGCCACCCACCUUCUUCAACCUUUCCACCCCAGACAGGGGAUCUGCACCCCUGUUUUACCUUCUCCAGACCCCUAAUUCUGAAGGUAUGUUCUGCUUCUGUUUCCAGAGCCCCUCCCUGAAGCAGCAAGCCCUGGAGGCUGAGCUGUGCACCUCGCCCCCCGGAACGCCCCAGGAGGUCCUGGAACUCCCCCCUUGUACCAAUGACUACCAGAGCCUAACCCCAUCUCUCCAAUCCCUCCCAAAACAGGACCAGGACAUCAUCAGCACUUCACUGACAGAAGCCAGUCCGGUCCAUAGGGCCCCCAUGUCUCUCUCUGAGGGGAGCAGCAGUGAGUGUCUGCUGACCCCUGGUCCUAUUCCUCUCCUCCAGCGCCUCGCGGCUGGCGACUGUCCCAUUCCGUCCCCCCGCUGCCACAACCUCAGCCAGGGCCAGCGCUUCAAUACAGACCCGGAAACUGCCCCAUCCCCACCCUGCUCACAAUACAUCAGGAUGGCUCAUUACACAGUCAGGACUGAACCAGCAGAGGGGGCUAUCAAGACCCCAUCAGUCACAAUGCUAAACAGACACAUCCAGAACCUGAGGAAGAGGAUCAGACAUUUUGAGGAGCGAUUUGAGCAAGAGAGACACUACAGGCCAGCAUACAAUGAUAAGACUGCCCACCCAGAAAUAUCUAGGCUGAUGCGAGACCUCACUAAGUCUCGCAAGCAGCUGAAAGAGCUGAAGCUGAAACAGUGUGUGGAUGGGCUCAGAGAGCAGCAGAGAGGACGGAACACAGCUACAUGCAGGUCAACCAGAGACCCCCAGGGGGCGAUGGAGCACUACCAGAACAGUAACAACAAACCCUCACUGAAGGAGACUGUCGAUAGCCUGAACAAGAGAAUGAUGGAGAAACGACAGGAGGGACUGCCAGAUAACAUCAAGGAGAUGACUCCGGCUCAGAUGGCUGUGGAAAAGGUCACCCUGCAGAAGUGUCUGCUCCACUUUGAGAGCCUGCAUGGACGACCGAGCACCAGGCAGGAGAAGACUCUGAUGAAGCCCUUCUAUGAUCGCUACCGCCAGGUCAAACAGCAGCUCCUGUGUUCCUCCACCACCAUCCCUUUCAUCACCACAAUAGAGGAAGAGGAGUGUUCUGAUGAAGAGUAUGUGAAGGACAGCCCCUGGCUACCUCAUACAGCGUUGCACUGUGUGUCUUCAGAAGAGUCACUGUGUCUACCGCAUAAUGAGGUAGCCAGCACACCUCUCGUGUCGCCUCUAGAGGAGAUCAAAAGUCUACAUCCACCCAGUUUCACCACAGCAACACUGCACGAGGCAUCAAGAUCAGAGUUACUGGAGCAGCUGAGGGUGACACGAGCAGAGAAGAAGAGACUCCGUUCAGUACUCCGAGACUUUGAGGACCACUUCUACACACAGACCGACAGGAAUGCCCAGAAAGAGGACCGCGGGCCCAUGGCAGAGGAGUACUGCGAGUACAAGCACCUAAAAGCUAAACUCCACUUACUGGAAGCCCUGCUCAGUAAACAGGAUACUUAG
Molecule: messenger RNA, 1937 nt
Organism: Oncorhynchus masou masou (cherry salmon)
Lineage: Eukaryota; Metazoa; Chordata; Actinopteri; Salmoniformes; Salmonidae
Product: protein FAM13C-like
Exons: 10
Coding region: 492-1937 (481 amino acids)
Source: RefSeq, a predicted model, not a curated record